Glycine soja is the source of this 1262-nucleotide messenger RNA. Its product is annotated as general transcription factor IIE subunit 2-like. NCBI's taxonomy places the organism in Eukaryota, Viridiplantae, Streptophyta, Magnoliopsida, Fabales, Fabaceae. Bases 146 to 985 code for a protein of 279 amino acids. Gene Ontology annotation, cellular component: transcription factor TFIIE complex. The record is from RefSeq and is a predicted model, not a curated record. The transcript has 5 exons. Gene Ontology annotation, biological process: transcription initiation at RNA polymerase II promoter.
UUCACGGUUAGCUCCUCUUUCUCUUUGGCACUUGGUUACACUAUGCCAUGCCUUCCCUUCCCUUGCAAGACUAGGGCAUUCAUUACUCAAUACUCACUCAUCCUCCUAAAUCUCACUACGCUUCUUUGCUAGCUACGUGAUUAGGAUGGCGUUGCAGGAGAAGCUAGACAAGUUCAAGAAGCAGCAAGAGAAGUGCCAAACGACACUUUCGAGCAUUGCAGCUAGUAAGGCCGCGGCAACCCAAAAAUCCGCCGCUCAUGGCUCGGCCAAUGGAAGAAACGCGGCCCCUGCGGUUAAGUUUUCGAACGACACAGAGAGGCUUCAGCAUAUUAAUAGCAUUCGCAAGGCCCCUGUGGGUGCUCAGAUGAAGCGUGUUAUUGAUCUCCUUCUAGAGACACGACAAGCUUUUACACCAGAGCAGAUAAAUGGGGCAUGCUAUGUCGACAUGAAGGCUAACAAAGAUGUCUUUGAGAAUCUGAGGAAAAACCCAAAAGUGAACUAUGAUGGGCAACGAUUCUCUUACAAGUCAAAGUAUGGUCUUAAGGACAAAACAGAGCUUCUUCAACUGAUACGAAAGUAUCCCGAGGGCCUCGCUGUUAUUGACCUAAAGGAUGCUUACCCCACCGUGAUGGAAGAUUUGCAGGCUUUGAAAGCUGCAGGGCAGAUUUGGCUGCUAUCCAACUUCGAUUCACAGGAAGACAUUGCCUACCCUAACGACCCCAAAGUGCACAUUAAGGUGGAUGAUGACCUGAAACAGCUUUUCCGCAGUAUUGAAUUGCCUCGUGAUAUGAUUGAUAUAGAAAAGGAUCUUCAAAAGAAUGGAAUGAAGCCUGCUACCAACACUGCACAGAGGAGGAGUGCAGCUCAAAUUCAAGGCAUUUCUUCCAAGCCCAAGCCUAAGAAGAAGAAGAGUGAAAUCAGCAAGAGAACGAAGCUUACCAAUGCCCAUCUUCCAGAGCUCUUUCAGACUUUAAACAGUUCCUGAUUAACUCUCAGCAAGUGUUGGUGUAGUUCAAAUAGAUACUUUAUCAGCCAGUCUAUAAACUAGAUUAGCAGAGUGAAAUAUUCAGGAGGUUCUUGCUGCUGUGCCCUACUUUUAAUUUCUAUACAUCAAGGCUGCAGCUAAUGGACUAUUGUGGUCUAUAACAACUCGUCUUGUGAAUCCUUGUAUAUUAAAAUCAUGUUGCAUUUAGUUUUCUAGUCUUGUAACUUUUUAUACAUAAAUUAUUAGAUUGGAAGUUCAAUUUUUUUUCUUCAACUUA